AUGGCCAAAUCAAAAAAUGCGCUGGCCGUGGCGUCCAAGGCCAUUGACCCCACGCUCGAUGCUCUGUUCGCAUCCAGUGCUGGCCCUGUAACUGUUCCCUCACAACCUCGAGUAGGAGCACCGCCAGUGAAGAAGAGCUCAAGCGCCGCCAAAUCAAACGAAGAAGACGGCGACGACCAGGGCGACGAUGAGGUGCUCUCUGAAAUCAGCGAGGAGUUGGACUAUGGCGACGAUGACGAAGAAGAAGCAGGCGAUGACAGUGCCGAGGAUGAAGAUGGCCAAGACGGCAAUGAUGGGGAUGCCAUGUCGGUGACAAUGGAGGCGGCUGAGACAGAAGAGAAAAUCAACGGCCUCGAAGAAGCCAAGCCGAAGCGCGAGAGAAAACGUAAGAGAAAGCAGGACAACGACGACCUUGAAGGGAAAUAUCUGGCCAAGCUUGCAGAUGAUGAGGCUGAACCAUCUGGCAAGCGCCUGAAGGGAGGUGAAGAGGAUGCCCAGGAUGGCGCCAAAGAGGACGGUGAGGACGAGGUGCCCGUCCACGAGUCCCUCACGCAAGAAAGCAAGCAAUCCGAGGUUGAGAAGGCUGCUCGGACUGUUUUCCUGGGCAAUGUUGCCACAGAGGCCAUUUCAUCCAAGUCAGCCAAGAAAGAGCUGAUGAAGCAUCUCUCUUCAGUCCUCGACAAGGAUGCCUCGCCGCCGCAAAAGGUAGAGUCUCUGCGCUUCCGGUCCGUGGCCUUUUCUACCGGCUCAAUGCCCAAACGAGCGGCCUACAUUACCAAAGCCUUGAUGGAUGCCACCACCAAAUCCACAAACGCAUAUGCAGUCUUUUCAACUCCCGCGGCAGCUCGGAAAGUCGUCGCAGAGCUCAACGGAACUGAAAUCCUUGGCCGUCACAUCCGGGUGGACAGUGUUGCACACCCAAGCCCAAUGAAUCAUCGCAACUGCGUAUUUGUUGGAAACCUGGGCUUUGUCGACGACGAGACUGUUUUGAACAGAAAAGCCGACGGCAAGGUUGAGAACGUUCGUGUUGUGCGUGACUCCAAGACCAGAGUGGGCAAGGGAUUUGCAUACGUGCAGUUUUAUGACGCCAAUGAUGUAGAGGCAGCUCUUCUUCUCAACGGGAAAAAGUUUCCCCCCAUGCUUCCCCGUUCACUCCGUGUAACGAGGGCAAAGGAUCCGCGCAAGACAGCUCAGGCUGUCGAACGGGCCAGGUCCAAGGCAGAUGUGGCCGAUGGCACUAGCCGCAGCACAAAGUACAAGCCCAAGGCAACUCCAGAGGAGCAGGCCGCCGCCGGACGAACCCGCAAAUUGCUGGGUCGGUCUGCGGCUGCGAAACAGCGACGUCCCGGCAGGAGGUCGUUUGCAUCGGCGGCAAAGGACGGUGAGGCGGCAGCAGACGGAAUCAAGACUCCGGAGGCCAUCAUUUUCGAGGGCCGUAGAGCAUCGUCCAAAGACGGGCUUCCCAAGGACCUCAAAAUGGGCAAGAAAAAUAAGAAGAAGGCGGGCAGGCCAAUGAGACCGCAGAACCGCAGCGCUAAACGGGCUGCGGCAUGGAAGAAGAAGUGA
Messenger RNA from Trichoderma breve, 1566 nucleotides. RefSeq names its product RNA recognition motif domain-containing protein. The coding region runs from base 1 to 1566 and encodes 521 amino acids. Gene Ontology annotation, molecular function: RNA binding. The transcript has 5 exons. Lineage: Eukaryota; Fungi; Ascomycota; Sordariomycetes; Hypocreales; Hypocreaceae. The record is from RefSeq and is a predicted model, not a curated record.